AUGCACCCUACAGAGGAAGUGUUUGGCAAGUUCCUCUGGGGCGACGACGCCGCAAAGGUCCUCCAUCACUACCUCUUCUACCACAUCAAUGGUCACACCCUGUGCACCUUUGACCUGAUGAGCAUCAUGGAGAAACACACCGAGGCCCACCUAGGGGUGAAACUCAACGUGUCCACCUAUCAACACCUGGCAUCUGCAGUGGGUCGGUACUUUCACCUUGGCAUCAUCGAUCUACAUGAUGACAUGAUGACGGGGAUGGACGCCAUGGCUGGGCACCAAAUGGCCACCUCUGAGCUGAUUUAUGGACUGCAGCCCGAGGAGGUGGGUGGACUCUCACCCUGUGUCAUCGCCCUCUUCCGUGCCAUGGCACACCUGUGGCAUGCCAAGGUGCUUGGACUCAACUUGGAGGGAAGAGUGGCCACAAUGGACCAGAUACUGAGUCGGGACUCCUCCAUCGAAGAGCUGGCUGGCACUGCCCCAGUUCGCUCAUUUGGCCUCAGGGAUCUGGAGGCGAUCGUCGACCAGGUGAAGGUGGCGUUCGACGAGUCCGUGACGACUCGCAUUGUGCCAGAUCUCAUCAAGGCAUUAGAGGACAAGGUUGCUGACAGAGUGUUUGUGGAGAGCAUCCAACCACCCCAACAGCCACGGCAGAUCCAGCAACCCCCACAUCCCCAGCAACCUGUCAGGGCACACCCGCCUGACCCGGUUCCACCCGGGCCCACCUGGGCCCACCUCACCCGCUCACCCGCUCACCCGCUCCCCGCUACCCAUCCUUCCUCCCUCUUCCCUCUUUCCUCUUUCUCCUUUAUUUCACUCUCCCUUUCUGUUUAUUCUCUAUUUACACGGACCACCUUCCCUUGUAUCAUUGUACUGUUGACCCGUCCGGCUCGGACACCCCGGGCGACCUCCCGCUACGCCCAGCAUGCGCGGACGCCCUCGGGAUCCCCCACAGGGAUACCCUGA
Cantharellus anzutake is the source of this 963-nucleotide messenger RNA. RefSeq lists its product as uncharacterized. The transcript has a single exon. The record is from RefSeq and is a predicted model, not a curated record. NCBI's taxonomy places the organism in Eukaryota, Fungi, Basidiomycota, Agaricomycetes, Cantharellales, Hydnaceae. The coding region runs from base 1 to 963 and encodes 320 amino acids.